Messenger RNA from Corythoichthys intestinalis (scribbled pipefish), 4345 nucleotides. RefSeq names its product myeloid associated differentiation marker b (gene myadmb). NCBI's taxonomy places the organism in Eukaryota, Metazoa, Chordata, Actinopteri, Syngnathiformes, Syngnathidae. Gene Ontology annotation, cellular component: membrane. The coding region runs from base 314 to 1195 and encodes 293 amino acids. The transcript is spliced from 3 exons. The record is from RefSeq and is a predicted model, not a curated record.
UUUAGCAUGCGGAUCGGGAGAAGAAACCUGAGUACCAAGAGAAACCCCAAAUCUUGAUUUUCUGUUCAUUUUAGCACAAGGGCCACUUGGCUUUGAUGUUACAUAACAUUUCUUUCCUCUUUCAUCAUUUGUCUACAAAGGUAGUUUUUCUUUAUUUUAGUUUUAUUAGUGCCUAAGUGACAUCCAGGAUCUCUUUUCUGGACCCAUAUUUUUCUGGGCUCCACCGCUGGAUGUUCGUGUGAGACGCAGCAGCUGAGCAACUACACGAGAUUUAUCACCGGUCAAUCCCUGAGCGAGGCGAACUAGCACUAAAAUGGCGAUCGUCCUGCACUCCACCCCCCUCCUGUGGACGCGUCUGGCGGCCCUGAUCUUCUCCUGCGUGGCCUUCUCGGUGGCGGUCCACGGUGGGCGUCUGUACCACGGCACUGGCGACUGGUGCAUCUUCUGCUGGGCCUUCAGUUUUGCCGGAACCCUCCUGGUGCUCCUGGUGGAGCUUUUUGGCCUUCAGACCCGAGCGCCCGUCUCCUGGAAGAACUUCCCCAUCACUUUCGCCUGCUACGCUGCCCUGCUGUGCCUGUCGGCGUCCAUCAUCUUCCCGCUGUACUACUUGAAAGGCAGCAUGGGGCCUAGCCAGGUGCGCGAUUACCGCAUUGUGUCCACAGUCUUCUCCUGUCUGGCCACCAUCGCCUACAUGAGCGAGGUGAGCAUCAGCAAGGCCAGACCAGGCGAGGUAGCCGGCUACAUGGCAACUGCCCCAGGCCUGCUCAAAGUGUGCGAGACCUUCGUGGCGUGCAUCAUCUUCGUGUUCGUCAGCGACCCAGUGCUAUACGACCGUCACGACGCGCUCAAAUACUGCAUGUCCGUCUACUGCAUCUGCUUCAUUCUUUCUGCUGCCAUCAUUCUCCUGUGUGUGGGUGAGUGCACGGGCUGCCUGCCCUUCCCCUUCGCCCGCUUCCUGUCUGGCUAUGCCCUGCUAGCCGUGGUGCUCUACCUGUCGGCCACCAUCAUCUGGCCCAUCUUCAACUUCGACCCCAAGCACGGUGGCAGCAAGCAACGGCCGUCCAACUGCAGCAUCACACAGGGACUGUGCACGUGGGACAAGCUGAUGGCGGUGGCCGUGCUCACGGCCGUCAACUUCAUCCUAUACCUGGCCGACCUCAUUUACUCUGCACGCUUGGUAUUCGUCAGCGCUUGAGAUUCCGGCAAAGUCAAAUGCGGUGGCUUAUGUCUCUGUUAUCUGGACUUGACUCCGAAUUGUCUUCCAAAAUACUCCUAUUUCCGAACCUUUGAGGUGAACGGUCCAAAAUUCAGAGUUACAACAAAUAUUUGAUGAAAAAUCAGCAACCUGACAUAUCAGUUUAUUUUUCUUUGACUAUACUUGCAACUCACAAAACCUAUACGUGUUUCGUCAUUAAAGGGGAAGACAACACCAAAAUGACUUUUAUGUACUUAGAACUCUGAUAAUCCAGAAAUGAAUGUUUAAACACUAAAAUGUAACGCUGCUCACGGGCGCAGCCAUUUUAUGAUGUCAAUUAUACCCACGUACAUACACAUGGAUAGACUUGAGAACAGUUGCAUUUGAUAAUGGGUAUUACAAUUAAUACAAUUGUUGUCUUUUAUAUCACAUUUUGGCGAACACCGUUUUCUAAUCCCGUCUUUCCUGUUCAUUUUGCUUUUGCUCAUAAGUGGAUUUUAAGGGGCGGCCGAUAAGUGUCAUUGCGUGUAAUUGACUUUCCAAUAUAUAUAUAAAAGUUGUAAAGCAAUAGAACUGAAACAAAAAUGAAUUAAAUGAACAAAAAAUAUAUUUUUAUAAUGGGUCAAAAUUAUUUUUCGAACAGAUCAUGUGACUAGCAACUUAGACUGUCAUUUGCUUUGCAUAUAACUAAAAAAAAAAAAAAAAAAAUAUAUAUAUAUAUAUAUAUAUAUAUAUAUAUAUAUAUAUAUAUAUUUUUUUUUUUCCUCUAAUUAUUUUCUUUCUCUUUGAUUGAAAAUGUUUUUUUUUUAAUUUUUUAUUGAAGCAACUUUUUUUGGGAUUAAAUGAUUUAGACACAAAUGUCUUACCCAUAAUAUGGCCCAAACACAAAAAGGAUUGCUUCAAUCAAAGAAAACUUUUGCGAUGAAAAAUUAAGUGUUCAAACGCAAUUUUUUUCUAUCUCAAAUAUUUUUGGCAUUCAAAAACUUUUACCAUCACUUAAAUUUUUUUUUUUUUGACUGAAGUGAUUUGUCUUUUUGAAAAUAUAUAAUUUUUUGACGAAUUUUUUAACUUAUUUUUUGAUUGAAUAACGACAAAAAUGUCCUAGCCAAAAUGUGGCCCAAACACAAAUCAAAAUUACUUUAAUCAAAAAAGUUGCUUCAAUAAAAAAAAAAAAAAACUUCAAUCUAAAAAAAAUAAUAAUAAUAAUUCAAAGAAAAAUAGCUUUCGCAUGCAUUUUUUUGAGUUUCAAAUUUAUUUUUGCAUUCAACCCCUUUUUUUUUUUAAUUGAAGUGACUUUUUGGGGGGUUGAAAAUAUAUAUUUUGAUUGAAGCAACUUUUUUUUUUUUCCAAGUGAAGCAACUUUUUGGGGGGAUUGAAUAAUAUAGACACACAUCUACUACCAUAUGGCUCCGUCCAGGGGAUACAAUUUUUGACAGGGAUAACUACAUUGGCACGACACCGGCAGUUACACCAUAUUCAAUGGAUGACGACCUUGGCGAAAAGUAUUGCCUAAGCAGUUUGAUUUAGAAUUCCCCUCAAGAAUGAUGGGAAACAAAAAACACUAAUUGUCAACUUAAUAUUAUAAAUAUUCUUGUAAGUUAACUGUAUUGCUGACACUGCGUUUUGGGGUCAUCAACAUGUUGUGCUCCCCCUGCCCCAAAAGUCAAACCCCGCCUAUGCUUUUGCUGCUCGUUUUGUAAAAUAUCGACAGUGCUCUGGGGUUCAAAUUGAAAGGGUUGAACCGAUGACAUGUUUAUGUCGCUUAAAUCAUACUCUGGAAGCCCGGCAGCGUAACCAGGUGACGUCACCGCCCUGUGACGUCAACAACAAUGGCAACUUACUAGUUAAACUAAUUUUACAAAUUGUACAAAAACGAAAACAUCACGAGUGGCUUCAAUAUCCAGUUUACUCAUCAUAACAUUUAUAUUUUAAGAACUACAAGUCUUUCUAUCCGUGGAUCCCUUUAAUGACAUAACGAGUAAGUGCGAGGAAAUUUGGGAUACUGCCAUUUGAUUCGCUGGAGGAGUCCUGGCAUUGAGAAAAUGUCUGCCCCCAUGUCGGUUAGCCAUUUCUUGAAAAUACUGGCUUUCAUCUAUGAAAAAAUGAGCUUUUUUUUUUUUUUUUUUUUUUCUCCAAUUCAUUAAAAAAAGAUUCUUUCUACUGGAAUGGACGUGAUAAAGGUGUUGUCUCUCCCUUUAAAAUGAAUUAUAGUCUGUUCAAGCCUAAUCUUGGCCACCAGAGGGCAAUAUAUUAUAACUAUACAGACACAAGAGUUAAACUAUGAUUGGUUUGCCGCCCUCGGUUAUACAAUUUGGAGUUCAAACAAAAUUUUCAUGAAAACGUUUCCUGAAGGCAGAAGUUUGAUUAAGAAAAAUAUAUUUUGUCACUGACUUUUGUGCUGUUUUUUAACAAAGCUCAAGAACAAAUAUUUUUUCAGGACUGCAGUCAUGAUGCAAUAAUGACCAUGGAGCUUUUUUACACUUCAAAUAUGACCUAAAAUGUUCCCUUUUGAGGUUCCAUUGUAUUGUCAGUAAAGACUCCGUGCAAACCUGCCAUAAUUAAAUUUACACGUUUAAUUAAGAAGAUUGGUGCUUUGGGCGUGGUCUGGUUUAUAUACAGUUCUAUGUUUACAUGUCUGCUUUGUGUCGGUGCCUUGAAGGACUCAAAAAAAGUGUGUUAAUGAAGUUUAAAAUCACAAAUAAAAAUAUCAUUCCUCUACAUUGACAUAAGCUAAGGGGGGGAAUUGCAUGUAAACAUAGUAGUGUUACUAUUUUUGGCAAUAUGACCUUCAAUAAUCGUUUCAAAUUCUAAUGUCUUUGUUUUACUUGAAGCAGUGCAUCACUAAGAAGAAGCAGCGACUUGAUUUUUAAUGAUAUUCUAUUGUACAGGGCGCACAUACUUGCACGUUACGAUAUAAAUAUUUGGAAUUUGUGUGUGGAUGUAACAAAAGUAGACAUAUACACACUGUAUAUGUGCACGACGUAUCUUUUGUUUUGUAACACUCAAAUGCUAUUCGACACAUUUUGUCAAGGGCUCUGUUGUACGUUUUUUAUUAUUAAUACUUUUAUAUUCCGCCAUUUUGUUUUUCCUCACCGCGUCAGUGUUUUAAGAAAAUGUAACCUUGAUUGGCAUUUCAAUAAAAACACGUAU